AUGAAUACCCACGCAGAGAAAUACACACACUCACCAUCAAAGCGCCAAACCACCAUGAAGAUCGACUCACUGCUCAACCCUCCAAGUGAUGAGCUGAAGUACACACCCACGGGUUCUCCAUACUCACAACACGCGACAAUGUCUCACUCGUUACACGGUGCCGGCUACGGACAUUCACAUUCAUCAGGCUACCCCCCAAGCCCGAGCCAAUACUGGUACAGUCCAUAUGGAGGCUACCACGACACAAGUCCCGGCGCCGCUUCAACAGCCACAACACACGUCAGCAGUACCAGUAGCAACAGCAUGAACCCGCAACAAUCCAUGUUCCUGUCAUACCGGCCCUCCGGUCCUGGAUCAGCGCAUUCCUCACCAGACCCGUACCACGAACGCGAGCGCUACGAUUCCGUUUCUAGUAGUUCCAGUAACAAUGGUACGGAUCGUCGUCGACCCCCACGACCUAAGUAUGAGCUUGAAGAGAUGUACUUUAUCUGGUACCACCGUGUUGACCUUUGUCAAGAGUGGAAGGAGGUUCGCGAAAGCUUUAACCGACAGUUCCCAAGUCGACAGCGAUGUGGAUUCCAGGGUAUCCAGUGCAAGUUCUACCGGUUCAUUAAGGAGAAGAAUUGUCCAACGUUGAGGGAACAGCGUCGUAUGCGUGAUGGAGAAUUCUUACGUGAUGGUGCGGCUUUGAGUGGUGACUCUGGAGCUCCACGCUUUGGUGUUAUCGAGUGGGAGAAUGUUUGGUAUCCUUGGAUGCGAGAGGAUCGCGAAACGGCUUUGCGACAGCAGAGGGAACACCAACAGCGGAUGGCGGCGGCGGCGGCUGCUGCUGCAUGA
Molecule: messenger RNA, 837 nt
Organism: Penicillium malachiteum
Lineage: Eukaryota; Fungi; Ascomycota; Eurotiomycetes; Eurotiales; Aspergillaceae
Exons: 1
Coding region: 1-837 (278 amino acids)
Source: RefSeq, a predicted model, not a curated record